AUGCUAGCUCCCUCCAAUUACACAGAUAAAAGAACAUGGAAAAUGACACCUGCGAUGAUACGUGCCAGAAAACCGUUCUUCGUUAGGAACAUGGUUGGAUUGAGUGCGUUGCUGGGCGCCUCGCUGGGGAUUUAUUUCUAUACCUAUAGAGUUUUACACAAGGACAACGAUUUUGCGGACGUUCCCAUCCCACCGAUAGAUAAGAAAGAGCUGGAAGCACUACAGAAGGAGUUUUCCACAAAAUAG
This is a messenger RNA of Tetrapisispora phaffii CBS 4417, 246 nucleotides long. It is a transcript of the gene COA3, whose product is annotated as Coa3p. Gene Ontology annotation, biological process: mitochondrial respiratory chain complex IV assembly. NCBI's taxonomy places the organism in Eukaryota, Fungi, Ascomycota, Saccharomycetes, Saccharomycetales, Saccharomycetaceae. The record is from RefSeq and is a predicted model, not a curated record. The transcript has a single exon. Gene Ontology annotation, cellular component: mitochondrial inner membrane. Bases 1 to 246 code for a protein of 81 amino acids.